Molecule: messenger RNA, 2438 nt
Organism: Raphanus sativus (radish)
Lineage: Eukaryota; Viridiplantae; Streptophyta; Magnoliopsida; Brassicales; Brassicaceae
Product: mitogen-activated protein kinase 20
Exons: 10
Coding region: 264-2096 (610 amino acids)
Biological process (GO): protein phosphorylation; intracellular signal transduction
Cellular component (GO): nucleus; cytoplasm
Molecular function (GO): ATP binding; MAP kinase activity
Source: RefSeq, a predicted model, not a curated record
AUUUCAAUUUUCACUCUUUCUUUCUUUCUUUCUUUCUUUCUUUCUUUCUUUCUUUCUCCUCACAAUCCCCUGUGUGUCGGUGAUCAGAUCUCCCGACGAAAACGUGCGUUUAAAGCAAAUGCUGUUCGCACUCUGCUUUCACCAAUAGAGAGAGAGAAUUGCCUGUGAUUCAGUCUCUGUCGGCUGCACCGGAGCAAAAGCCUGGAGCCAAUGCGGCUGAUCUGAGUCCCUUCGAUUUCGUUUUCUCCUCUGUGAAACGAGCAAUGAUGCAGACAGAUCAUCAGCGUAAAAAGAACAAUCUAGAGAUGGAGUUCUUCUCUGACUACGGCGACGCCAACAGAUUCAAAAUCCAAGAAGUAAUCGGAAAAGGCAGCUACGAAGUUGUUUGCUCAGCCAUUGACACCCUAACAGGUGAGAAAGUGGCCAUCAAGAAAAUACACGAUAUCUUCGAGCAUAUCUCUGAUGCUGCGAGGAUUCUCCGCGAGAUAAAACUCCUCAGACUCCUAAGACAUCCAGAUAUAGUCGAGAUCAAGCACAUCAUGCUCCCUCCUUCCAGAAGAGAGUUCAAAGAUAUCUACGUUGUCUUCGAGCUCAUGGAGUCUGACCUUCAUCAAGUUAUUAAAGCUAACAAUGAUUUGACUGGAGAGCAUUACCAGUUUUUCCUUUAUCAGUUAUUGCGUGCGCUCAAGUACAUUCACACAGCUAAUGUCUACCACAGAGAUCUGAAGCCAAAGAACAUAUUGGCAAACGCAAACUGUAAACUUAAGAUUUGUGAUUUUGGUUUGGCAAGGGUUGCAUUCAAUGAUACUCCCACAACAAUCAUCUGGACAGACUAUGUUGCUACAAGAUGGUAUAGAGCUCCAGAGCUUUGUGGAUCUUUUUACUCUAAGUAUACACCAGCGAUUGACAUGUGGAGUAUAGGCUGCAUUUUUGCGGAAGUGUUGAUGGGAAAGCCACUUUUCCCUGGAAAGAAUGUGGUUCACCAACUGGAUCUUAUGACUGAUCUGCUAGGGACACCUUCUCUAGACACCAUCUCCCGGGUAAGGAAUGAGAAGGCAAGGAGGUACUUAACAAGCAUGAGGAAAAAGCCACCCAUUCCGUUUACUCAGAAAUUUCCAAACGCAGAUCCUUUGUCUUUGAAACUCCUUGAGAGGCUUCUUGCUUUUGAUCCCAAAGACCGGCCCACUGCUGCAGAGGCACUUGCUGAUCCAUAUUUCAAGGGAUUGGCAAAAGUGGAGAGGGAGCCUUCCUGUCAACCCAUCACCAAGAUGGAGUUUGAGUUCGAGAGAAGGAAAGUCAGUAAAGAGGAUAUCAGAGAGCUAAUAUCUAGGGAGAUACUUGAGUACCAUCCUCAGCUGUUAAAAGAUCACAUGAACGGCGCUGAUAAAACCAAUUUUCUCUAUCCAAGUGCUGUUGAUCAAUUUAGGAGACAGUUUGCACAUCUUGAAGAAAACAGCGGGAAAACCGGCCCUGUGGCACCUCUAGAAAGGAAACACGCCUCUCUUCCCAGAUCAACGGUUAUACACUCAACCACAGUUGCAAGAGGAGGACCACCGAAAUUUAUGAAUAACACAAACACAUUGAACCCUGAAACUACUCCAAAUAUUCCUCUUAAUCACCAUACAACAUCACAAGCACCUCAAAGAAACCUCUCGGGUACUCUUCAAGCAGCUGCCAAACCAAGCACAUUCAUGGGCCCCGUGGCACCUUUUGACAAUGGCAGAGAAGCAUAUGACCCGAGAUCAUUCAUCCGCAGCACUGCUCUCCCUUUUCAUCAACAGUCUAUCACCAUGGGAAAGCAACAAGAGAGGAGAACCACAACCAUGGAGUCUGAGAAGCAAGCAAGACAAAUAUCUCAGUACAACAGACACGUCGCACCAGACGUGGCCAUUAACAUAGAUAACAACCCGUUUAUCUUGGCUCGGACCGGAUUGCACAAGGCUGAAAACAUGAGUGACAGGAUCAUAAUCGAUACAAAUCUUUUACAGGCGACCGCUGGAAUAGGAGUUGCAGCUGCGGCAGCAGCAGCUGCUCCUGGUGGUUCUGCUCACCGGAAAGUUGGAGCUGUUCGGUACGGCAUGUCAAACAUAUACUAAAGCGGGCUUUGAUCACAAUAUAAAUAAAUGGAUGUUAUAUAAUCUGGCAUAUAGAAACGACAGGCAAGGUUCUGAUUUUCUGACGUUUUAAUAGAACCGACGGCUACAGAAGAUGCAUCAGAGUGUACUGUGAAUGGCUCAUGAUGGUGAUGAUGGCGAUGAUGGUUCGAUGACACAACCAACACAUGUGGUAGUACGAGCCCACUACACAAGAACCACUUUGUUCUAAUAUCACAAUAUAAAGGAAAAAUAAAUAGAAAACUGCAUUUGUCACUUAUCAAAUCUUUAAUAAAACAAUACGUGUAUAUAUUUCCUUAUAAAUAAUAGUCUGCUUAUUUCCUC